Molecule: messenger RNA, 1402 nt
Organism: Mollisia scopiformis
Lineage: Eukaryota; Fungi; Ascomycota; Leotiomycetes; Helotiales; Mollisiaceae
Product: GroES-like protein
Exons: 1
Coding region: 284-1045 (253 amino acids)
Source: RefSeq, a predicted model, not a curated record
UUCUUACAUGUCGAUGUUGGAGUUUCGUCUCCACCCGAGUUCAGACAUCUUUGCCGUCCCAAAUUCGAUUACCUGGCAAUGCCUGUGACAACAUGCAGAUUCCCAUCCUCAGCAGGGGCCCCAUCUCUACAUGUCCGGCCCCGCAUAACCUGAAUUGAGGCUUGCAAGGUUAAUUUUGCAAACUGUGUAUAAAGCUGUUUGAAGAUUGGGAGACGGCAUUUGCCAAGUGAUGAAUUGUGAAAUUGAACUGAGCGGGCAUUCCUGAUACUGAUACUUGACCACCAUGGCCGAAACGCAGCUUCCCGCAAGAAUGAAAGCUUGGGUUCUUGAAGAAUUCAACACCCCUUACCAGUUACGCGAGCUCCCUCUCCCCGCCGUCGAAGACCCAAAUGACCUCUUAAUCCGUGUAGAAGCCUGCUCAUACUGCCACACCGACGCCGUCGUAGCCGCAGGUACUGUCACUCCACCGGCACUCCCGCACAUCGGCUGCCAUGAGUUCGCCGGUACCGUCGUUGGGCUACCGCCGGGGAAAGAGAAGGACGAUGAUUGCCACGGCUACCGUCUGGGUGACCGCGUUGCCGUAUCAGGACGCGGAUACCAUACGUGCGGACAGUGCCGCGAAUGCCAGGAGCCAUCGCCUCUUUUACCCGAUCCUCCGGGGUUCUCAGUCUUCUGCCCUCUCUCGGGUGCGGGUCUGGGAUGCCAACAGUCAGGCGGUUUUCGAGAGUAUGCUAUUGUUGAUGCGAGGCAGCUCGCGUUGAUACCCGACGGACUCACAGCUACGGAGGUUGCGCCGCUCAUGUGUGCAGGGCUCACAAUGUUUGCCGCGAUCAAGAAGUGCGAGCUCAGCCCUGGGCAGCGAGUGGGUAUCAUGGGCUGUGGUGGUGGGUUGGGUCAUUUGGGUUUGCAGUUCGCUUCUAAGAUGGGUCUGAAGACGAUGGGGGUUGAUGUAGCGCCUCGUGCACUACAACUUGCGCGGGAGCUAGAGACAGGAGCUACAAUUAUCGACGCCUCAAAAGAAACUGCUAAGGAAGUCAAGCGGUAGAUGGGUGAGGAAGAUGGCUGGAAGUUACCAUCUGAAAUGGGCUUGGAUGCGGUGUUGAUCUUGCCGGAUACACAAAAGGCAUUCGACUACGGCGUUGAGCUUGUCCGUGAUGGAGGAAGGGUCAUUGUUGUCUCUUUUCCAUCAGACGGCUUCCAUGUGUCGGCGAUGGAUCUUGUGUUCAGAAGAAUUAGGCUCGAGGGCACGCUAAUUGGGUCUAAUCGGGCCAUGAGAGACAUGUUUGACUUUUGUAUGAAGCAUGGUGUGCGAGCUAGGAAGUCGGAAUACCCGUUUGGAAAGCUCAAUGAGCUCGUCCAGGAUUACCACGCUGGCGCGCCGGGCAAGUUGGUACUGAAAAUG